Sporisorium graminicola is the source of this 738-nucleotide messenger RNA. RefSeq lists its product as uncharacterized. The transcript is spliced from 2 exons. Gene Ontology annotation, cellular component: mitochondrion. The coding region runs from base 1 to 738 and encodes 245 amino acids. The record is from RefSeq and is a predicted model, not a curated record. Gene Ontology annotation, molecular function: dihydrofolate reductase activity; NADP binding. NCBI's taxonomy places the organism in Eukaryota, Fungi, Basidiomycota, Ustilaginomycetes, Ustilaginales, Ustilaginaceae. Gene Ontology annotation, biological process: folic acid metabolic process; glycine biosynthetic process; tetrahydrofolate biosynthetic process.
AUGGGCAAGCUCAAGCUAGCGAUGGUCGCGGCCAUGUCUUUGACGAACGGCAUCGGCAAAGACGGCGGACUGCCUUGGCGCUUGAAGGGAGAGAUGGCCUACUUCCGCAGCGUCACGACCUACGUCGCAGAGGAUGACAAGCACCAGGGAGCUCGAAAUGCUGUCAUCAUGGGGAGAAAGACAUGGGCUAGCAUCCCGCCCAGAUUCCGGCCUCUUGCGGAUCGAGUCAACAUUGUGAUCAGCCGCAAUUCAAGCGCCCAAGAUCUAGGAAUUGAUCCAGGCUCGCGCAACGUUCAAGUUUUCUCGUCGGUCGAGCAAGCUUUGGCACAUCUGGCCGCUCCUCAGGCCAAGAUUGGCAGAGUCUUUGUCAUCGGCGGCGCUCAGCUGUACACGGAUCUCCUCAAGCUCAACUCGGAUGUAGCAACGGUGGACAAGUUAUUGGUAACCCGCAUCAUGGCACCUCGCUACGAAUGCGAUGCAUACUUUCCAGAAUUCAGAACGGCGGAACAGUACAGAUCAGAAGUGGAGCACGCCAAGCAGAUUGCCGCAGAAGGGACAGACGGGGCGGAGCAGCUCCAAGGCCUGCUCAAGCAGCAAGAGUGGACACAAGCAUCGGCUAAUUCGUUGCGACAAUACCUGGGCAGCGCGUGCCCUGCUUCGCUCAAGGAUUCACAGGAUAUGGUGACAAGCGAAGGCGGGACCUGGUAUCAGUACCAAUUGUGGGAAAAAACGGAGUGA